UCCUGUUACUGAACCCGCCGUGUGGAUGUGUCCGGCCUGUCUCUCUCCGAGAUGUGGGCGAUGUGGUGGUCGAAGCUGGAGCGCUAACACCAGUCCAUUCUCGAAAAAGAGUCCGGUUUUGCUCUCAGGAAAGGACAAACUUUAUUAGAGAACGAGCACUUCUCCUCCGCACGAGAGAAACAAACGACCGUUCAACGUCUGAGGACGAAGCGCAGGACCGACGAGCUGGAGGAGCUGAGAGAAGAGCAGGAGCGGAAAGAGGAGACCACCUCGGAAACAUUAAAAACAUCGAGAAACAUUACAGAAGAGGAGAGGGGAGCUGUCGGCUCAGAUUAGCCUGCAUUCUUUCGACUUUGUGUGCUGGAUUUUGUCGGAGACUGGGUGGAGGAUGUCUGUCUGAUGAAGAAAAACAGACGCCUGAAGUAUCUGAACUAGUGAAGGAGAAAUCCGAAAUGCUGGUAAAAUGUGCUUUAAUGUUGACGACAUGAACUAAGAGGCUCAGUUCGGUGCGAGAAUGAAUGCUAGUUUUAGAGAUAUGAGACAUUCUUCUCUUGUCGGAGUAGCUAACUAACUAACUAGCUAACUAACUAGUUCCGUGCAUGGAUUUCUUACAGCAGGAAGAACUGAGAACUGCGUCGUGCUCUUACUGAGAAACUGAAAGAUCCUUUAAACGAUGGGAAGCAAUGUUUUACUAAUUAAGUGUUAAGAAUUGUCGUAUUGUUUUACCUUAAGCUAGUAACUUAAGUGUCUGUUCUUAAGAGAAUGUGCUCACAGCUUUCCAUCCCAUAGAGUCUUUCGGUCACUAGAUGACCACAGUGACUUACAACAUCCCCCAGAAGAUUUCAUAACUGCUGAAGUUACAGUUUACACUGUUUGCAAGGCAAACAUUUCACAGCACUGUGACUUGAGUCAUUUAGAGCAAGCUGCUCGAGGUGGUUUUUGCCAUCCAGAGGCUUGGAGGACCCUGAUCCAUCUGCUCCAUCAUGCGCCUCUCUUCUUUUCUGGCUGUUUUCCGCCCUGCCCUGCCUCUCAUCCUGGGCCUUUCUCUGGGCUGUAGCCUCAGUCUGCUCAUGGUGUCAUGGACACAGGGAGACACAGAGGAUGGCUGCAGUGAUGAACUGCUGAAUGGUGGUCUUCUUCAGGGCAGUCAUGUUGGAGAGCACCAGGGAGCCAAUGGAGAGGAUGGGAAUGAAGACUUCCAGCCACGUAUUGUACCCUAUCACAAAGAUCCCAGCAAGCCACACAAGAAAGUACUCAGGACGCGUUAUAUCCACACAGAGCUUGGCAUUCGAGAGCGUCUUUUGGUGGGCAUCCUGAGUUCACGCACCACCCUCAACACAAUGGGAGUAGCAGUCAACCGCACGGUGGCUCACCGCUUCCACCGAACCUUCUUCUUCACUGGCCUCCGAAGCACUAAGAUACCUCAUGGUAUGAUGGUUGUUGCUCACGGUGACGACCGACCUGUGUGGCUGAUGUACGAGACGAUUCGUCACCUACAUCAGCACCACGGCAAUGAAUAUGACUGGUUCUACCUGGCGCAAGACGACACGUACACGCAGGCGGAGCGGGUGAUGGAUCUCGUGGGGCAUUUGAGUGCAGGGCAGGAUCUUUAUAUGGGGCGUGCAGAGGAGUUUAUCGGUGGCGAGGAGCGUGCUCGUUACUGCCAUGGUGGAUACGGCUAUCUGCUGUCACGCAGCCUUCUGGCACGACUGCAGCCCCAUCUGGACUCCUGCCGCAACGACAUCCUGAGCGUAAGACCCGAUGAGUGGCUCGGCCGUUGCAUCAUUGACUACUUGGGUCUGAGCUGUCUGGAGAAGCAUCAGGAGAUGACGUACCGGUACUUUGAGCUGCAGAAGAACGCAGACCCUGAGCGUGAAGACAGCUCCCAAUUUAAGAAUGCUUUCACUGUGCACCCUGUCUCAGAGCCAACGCUCAUGUACCGCCUGCACAAACGCUACAGCCAGAUUGAACUGGACUGGACCUACGCUCAGAUACAGCAGCUGCAGGUUCAAAUCAGUAACCUGAGUGAGCUCACUCCAGAGGGCAAAACUGGCACCACCUGGCCCAUUGGAGUCAAUCCCCCUUUCCAACCCAAGACGCGUUUUGAGGUGAUUAACUGGGAGUACUUCACAGAAGACCACAUAUAUUCAUGUGCAGACAGCUCACCAAAGUGUGAACUCCGUGGAGCUGACCGCGCAGACGUUAACUCCAUUCUGGAGACUGCUGUGGAACGCCUGAAUGAGCGGUAUCAACCACAGCUACGCUUCCGCAAGCAACGGCUUCUAAAUGGCUACCGCCGGUUUGACCCCACAAGAGGCAUGGAGUACAUGCUGGACUUGGCUCUGGAGGCCUUUACACAGAAGGGUCACAGUCAAGUCAUUGCCAAGCGGGUUGGCCUGCUGAGGCCUCUCAGUGCCAUUGAGAUCAUUCCGAUGCCCUACGUGACUGAAGCAACAAGGGUGCAGGUCAUCCUUCCAGUAACUGCACGUGAUCAGGACUUUGUAGGCAACUUUUUGGACACGUAUGUCGUGAACGCUUUGGACACUCGUGACAAUGCUCUGCUUACCUUCUUGUUUGUAUAUGAUCCCUUCGAUGCACAGAGGGUCAGCCAAACGGACGUCUUUGCUGGAGUCAAAGCCAUGAUCGGUGAGGUGGAGAAGCGCUUCAGUGAAGUGAAAAUCCCAUGGAUUAGCGUCAAAACAGAGGUACCCUCACAGGUCAAGCUUAUGGACAUCAUCUCCAAGAAGCAUCCAGUGGACACCUUGUUCUUUUUGGCCAGCGUGUGGACUGAGGUGAACGCUGACUUUCUGAACCGCUGCCGAAUGAACGCCAUCAGCAACUGGCAGGUUUUCUUCCCCAUCCACUUCCAGGAAUACAGCCCUGCUCUUGUUUACCGUGACCAGCAGCCUUCUGCUGCUUCAUCUUUUUCUUCAGAGGCUUUGCGCGAUGGCCGUUUUGAUCGCCACGUCUUCGAGGAGGCUUGUUUCUACAAUGCAGACUACAUGGCUGCCCGCACCAAGAUGGCGGCUGACAUCUUGGACAACGACGAGAUGCUGGAGAGCAUGGACGUGUAUGAGAUUUUCGUGCGUUAUUCAGGCCUGCAUGUGUUCAGGGCGGUGGAGCCAGCUCUAGUGCAGAAAUACGUUCAUCGAGUUUGUAACCCUCGGUUCAGUGAAGACAUCUACCAUCGAUGUGUGCUGAGCAAUCUAGAGGGGCUGGCCUCUCGAUCUCAUCUGGCUAUGGCACUGUUUGAACAAGAGCAGGCCAACAGUACCUAGGAAUCAACACUGGUUGCUAUGACUGUAAAUCAUGCUCAAUGGAUCUCAUUCUGCCAACAAACGGGCCAUACUGGGCCUUAAGCAGUGAAAGAGUGAAAACUUACCUGUAAUGGUCUGACCUGGACCCACUUAAUGACUUAUUGACUCACUCGAAUCUUUCUUGCGCAUUAAAAUGGACUAAACCAGAAGAACUUGUUCAGUGGGUUUAGCCUGUUGGUUGUUACAUAAAGUGAACUUGACUGGGUGGCGCUUGAUCUUUUAACUCGAUGCAUUGAGUCUUAGACUCUGUUUACACCUGUUUGAUGUGUCUUUUUAUCUGGAUUGUUACCUGGUAAGAGUUUGACCACAUGCAUUUAGACUUAUUACACUUCUUAACUUAUUAGUAGUGGGGAGUAUAUAGUGGUUUUCUGGUAUAUUGGUAUAUAUGAGUUUCAUCUUAAUCAUUACACCUGUGUGCCACAUGUAGAUAAUGCAACGCACAAGCAGUAGCUGAGUGGCUAAGUGAGGAAUGUUUGUCAUGUUUCAAGUAAAAAUAAAUAUGCAGCAGUCCCUUGAUCCCUCUGCCCUGACUAGUCUGUUGCGUCUCAAGUUGCAAGGUCUACUUUGUUUCUGAGCCAGCGAACAUAAACCACAAGUCUGCUGGACACAAGUAUGAGACAAAUGACUUGUGCUGAAGUUAGCUUUUUAUUUGAAUGUCCUGUUCCACCUUAAAUGCUUUAGCAGUGACAUUCUAGUGCUUGAACAUAACAGUUGCACCAUUUAAGGCGAAAAUGUAAACAAAAACAGCUGAAGAAGCCUGCAUCUUUAGAUGAAAAACAACUUUGAGCACUGUUUGUGACGGACUUUAGAGUUUAGAGUUACAGAGCAAUAUUGGCAGGUAUGUCUACGUUUUGUUCAGUUUUGUCAUUACUGUUUUGCAUAGCAGAAUUAUUUAUUGUUUAGUUUGGUUGUGAAAAUAUAACAUAUAUAUAUUGCUGUUGGAACAAAACCUUGUUUGUCCAAAAUGGUAACUUUACAGAAGGAAAAACCUACUUCGCUUUCAGUGUGAGUCAAUGUAACCAGACUUCUUUCCAAGUCAUUUUGGAUCAUUUCUUUUGGUCCAUUCAUCAUGAAAUUUACAUGCAAUUUAGACAACAGGCAUUUUCAAGUUAUGUCAAAAACUGAAUGACGACUAACAUGGAGGUACGAGGUCUUCUUCUAACAACAGCAAUACAUAUAUAUAUAUACUGCCCACUGCUAAGUCAAAUGUUUCUCUGGUUAGUCUGUUAGUCUCUGGUUAGUUAGUUUCCAUGUGGUGCAUAGUGUGCAAAUCAGCUCAACACCCGAUUGGCUGAGUUGUUCCUCAUUUUUCCUGUUCUAUUUGAAAGAUUGUCUGAUUCGAAAAUCAUAAUCUUGCAUGACGUUAUUAAUUUCCUUACUCUCAUGUUCACAGGCUUUUUUGAAUAGUCAGUCUCCCAGGUCAUGCUUUAAAACAUAGUGUAUAGUAGCAAGACAGUGAAUAACGUUAUGGGGAAGUAAACAUUAACCAAACUGCCACUUUAUUUAAAUCUCUUGACUUAAAAGUGCCACGAUGCCUCUGUUUAGCAGUGGCAGUAUGGUGGGGGUUUUUGGCCCUUGUGUAGAGCAGCUGAGGGAGUAUUGAGAGUUUUGGCUAACUCUGAGGAGGUUUUGUGUGUAAUCCUGAUACGCAAGAUGCAUGAAAUGAACUGGUGUAAACAGGGUCAUAGUGACUCACUCUUAUUGAAAUGAAAUGUAAUGAAGCUCAGCUCUGUGUACAUGACUACUCCACCUGGUUAGACUGGGUAGUUGAAUUAUUGGUUAACUGAAUUAAAUUCUUACUGGUCAUCAAUUCGCUAGGAAGGAAAAAAAGGAAUUCAUUUGACUUGCUGGUCAAACUUGAGUUUUGGUGUCCCUAAUACUGGGUCUAUCUACUAUAAGCAUAAUAAAUAUAACCUAAGUGCUAUGCAAGUACGUUGUAAUGCUGUAUUUGAUUACAUGUCGUUGGGAUAUGUAGUCAUGUACUGUACUAGCGUAAUACUUACCAUACUUUAUACUGUUAAAAUGUUAAAAUACUUUAAAUUAACAUUACUGUAAUGUUGGGUGCCAUUUUACAGAGAUUGGUUGCAACUCAAUUGUUUUUUUAAAAAGAAAAUAAAAAAUUGACCCAAGUAGAAUUAAAAGCAGCAUUUAAUAGCAGCCCCUUAAGUUACAUCGCAUAAAAAUUCAAAAUUAAAUUUGAAUUCAAUGCAAACAUUGAACUUGAACAGUAACUAGAUGUGAGAAAUAGUACAGUACUGAGUAAAAAGAUUUCCUUUUAAGAAAUACAAACGUUUUGCAGGUAGAUAAUUCAAAUAGUACAAAUUCUUACGAAUGGUACUUGAGCACAGAGCCCUCAGUGUGCAGUUGUUUCCUGCCCACAUCUACUGUUUAAAUACAUCUUUAGAGACACCGACUAUAUGUGAACAACUUGUAGUAAAGUCUGACCUUAAAAAGACAUUUCAGCAUUUUGGCAAAUAAAUACAGUAUUGUGCAAAAGUCUUAGCACCUCAGCACAUUGUUUAAAGCCAUCUAUUUUGGCAAUAAGAUUUUUUUACUUUUAAAAUCACAAGAUGUCAUUAGAACAAAUACAAAUAAACGUAAAUAUAGUAAAAAGUAACAAGAAUUUCUGAUUUUGAAGACUGGAGUUAAUGUCUUGUGAGCUAGUUUGAAGAGCAAAGUUUAGUUCCAGAUUUCUCAACGAGGUCCAAAGGCAUCACGUAGAUGUACUGAAGUCCUUCAGCAGCACACUUAUUGAAAUACUGUUUAGGUGAACCAGGUACUGGAUGAUAACUGUAAAUUAAUACUGUGCUGCCACAAGGCUGAGAAAUUAGAACAGCUUUUUAAAUCAAAUCAAUUCUCUCUUAUGCCUAAAACCUUUGCACAGUACAGUUUGAUACAGUUUUAGUAGAUUUUUCUCUGCUAAAUUCAUUUUCCAAGCCAUGAUCUUCUGAACACUAUCCAUGUGGUUGCCAGGAGUCAGAAUCGACUUGACUACUUUUAAUGCUAACAAUAAUAAUGAUAAUAAUUAAUUUGACAUAUAAUCCUGAAACGGUUUUCCUUAGACGCAUUCUUUCCUACACCUUUCUUGUCAUUUGAGAAGCAAAGCCUUAAAUCCUUGUCAAUAGGUAACGAACAGUUGGCGCAGCUGUGUUGAAAAUGCUUCAAAGUGAAAUGAAGAUUUUGUAACCAAGAUGAGGUCAUUGAGUUUCUCCACAACUGCUCUGGGCCCAGUUUCCCAAAAGAAUUUUAGUGUUAAGAUAAUCUUAACUGGUAGACAGAGAGUGCUCAGUGGGAUUCUCACCCUACCAUUUAAGAUUUUUGUGCAAAGAUAUUUCUGGGAAACUUGGGUCUGUUUAAUUAGGUUUUACAGUGAAAAGGGGAACUGCAUCUGGCUCCUGUUGUAAGAAGUGCCUUGCUUAAGAUUUUUAACGGCUCAAUGUGACUCCAGACUCAGUCACAGAGCCCUGACAGGUUAAAACCAGCAGUUUGUAGUCAGUAGCCUUAACCACUCGUCCCUGCCCUGCUAAUUAUGUACACUUCGACUGUGAUCGUAAUAAAGGUGCUGUUUAAUAAUGUACAACAUGUUAACUACAGUGAAGCUAAGAGAUCCUCCCUCUCUGUUGCUUUAGACUGUAUACAGUGAGGGGAAAAUGAAUUCAUAAGUAUGACUAACCACAGCAUGGAUUAUUUGCCAAAAUGUUGAACUGGCCUUUUAAGCUCCUGCUUCAACCGCACCUUGAGCCUUUUGCCUUUCUUUACGUACAUGAUUGUAUGAGAUUUGAAUGAAAUGUGUUGAACCUGUUGAUGUCAAAUAAAAACCUGAAUAUUUGUGAAAA
Pygocentrus nattereri (red-bellied piranha) is the source of this 7153-nucleotide messenger RNA. RefSeq names its product chondroitin polymerizing factor 2 (gene chpf2). The transcript is spliced from 4 exons. Gene Ontology annotation, cellular component: Golgi cisterna membrane. Lineage: Eukaryota; Metazoa; Chordata; Actinopteri; Characiformes; Serrasalmidae. The record is from RefSeq and is a predicted model, not a curated record. The coding region runs from base 984 to 3278 and encodes 764 amino acids. Gene Ontology annotation, molecular function: glucuronosyl-N-acetylgalactosaminyl-proteoglycan 4-beta-N-acetylgalactosaminyltransferase activity.